Cadophora gregata is the source of this 879-nucleotide messenger RNA. RefSeq lists its product as uncharacterized. The transcript has 3 exons. NCBI's taxonomy places the organism in Eukaryota, Fungi, Ascomycota, Leotiomycetes, Helotiales, Ploettnerulaceae. Bases 1 to 879 code for a protein of 292 amino acids. The record is from RefSeq and is a predicted model, not a curated record.
AUGUGUGAUACUGUGUUGACUUUUCCGGGGGCGAGGUUUCCAUGGGAGAAGCGUGUGGAAGUUUGUACGGAAUUACGGGUGUUGAGUUUGGUAGAUGGGGCACACGGGAUUGGACUAAUAGACCUCACACAUCUUGGCAAAGUCAGCCCAGACUUCUUCGUCAGCAAUUGUCACAAAUGGCUCUACACUCCCCGCUCUUGCGCCGUCCUCCACGUUCCAACCCGGAACCAGCACCUCAUCCGGACAUCCAUCCCUACCUCCCAUGGUUACCAAUAUCUCAUCACCCCCGAAGACCCAAGUGGUCUCUCCUCAUUCACCCACCUUUUCGAAUUCGUGGCCACAAUGGACUACACUCCCUAUCUUUGCAUCCCAGCCGCUCUUGAAUUCCGCAACACGGUAUGCGGUGGUGAAGAAGCGAUCCGGAAAUACUGCUUUGAGAUUGCCCGGAAGGGAGGGGAUUGUGUGGCGAGGGCUUUAGGGACAAGUGUUAUGACUACUGAGGGGGGAGAGAUGAGGGCAUGCGCGUUCGCUAAUGUGGAAUUGCCUUUUGACUUCUGCGAUGUUACUGACGCCCGUUCGAAGGAAAAUGAUGAAGACAUCGAAGGUAGAGAGAAGACCUUGAAACUUAGCGAAGCGGAGAAGAUAGGGGCUUGGAUCAAAGUCACUGCCGCGAAGGAGUUUGAUACUUAUUUGCAGACUGCGGUACAUGGUGGGAAGCUGUGGAUUCGUUUUAGUGGGCAGAUUUACCUCGAGCUCGCGGAUUUCGAGUGGGUGGCUCCAAGAUUGAAGGAGCUUUGUGCGAGGGUGAAGAGUAGGGAAAUAAGUGAACGCGACAAAGCGAGAGCUGUAAAGGUGGAUGAUGUUGUUCUUGAAGGGUGA